AUGGCGGCCGCAAUCAAGGCGAUCAAUGCGAAAAUACGCUCGAAUAAAGUUCUCGAUUAUUUCUGCUCUACACAUUUCUGGGGGCCAGCGUCGAAUUUCGGUAUCCCAAUCGCGGCUGUAAUGGACACACAAAAGGACCCGGAAAUAAUCUCGGGUCAAAUGACAGCUGCAUUAACGAUCUACUCCGGAACAUUCAUGCGCUAUGCUCUCGCUGUCACGCCGAAGAAUUAUCUUCUCUUCCUUUGCCAUUUCGUCAAUUUCAAUGCACAGUUAACGCAAGGCUACAGAUACAUGAAGUAUUGGCAAUGGGGUGGUCGAGAUGCGGUGCUCGCACAGCAAGCGGCGGCCAAGGGGCAGGAGGCGGCUGACACUGCUAAGAAUCCCUAA
Messenger RNA from Uncinocarpus reesii 1704, 387 nucleotides. RefSeq lists its product as uncharacterized. Lineage: Eukaryota; Fungi; Ascomycota; Eurotiomycetes; Onygenales; Onygenaceae. Gene Ontology annotation, biological process: pyruvate import into mitochondria. Gene Ontology annotation, cellular component: mitochondrial inner membrane. Bases 1 to 387 code for a protein of 128 amino acids. The transcript is spliced from 4 exons. The record is from RefSeq and is a predicted model, not a curated record.